AUGCAAUUUGCUGCCAGAAGAGCUCUGAAUGCUUUUCUGAUCAGGGAAACCAGAUAUUCACGUUCCUUCUCAACGUCUACACCGGUCACACGCCAGCCGAAACCUUCUUUGGAUCUGGAUCCGACUUUACACGCACUUUUGCGAGAUGUCGAUAUUUCACUCUCUCGCGACAAAAUAACCGAAAGUCCAUCACCUCGGGAAUUAGAUGUACUUCCGCCAGAGAAUUUGACAGUUACUCCAGAUACAGACCAAGUGGAGGAACACGUAGAUCUGUUGGGCAGCUUGGAACGGAAGUCACCUGCAGCGGUAUUUGGGAGUCAGCGGAUUGGAGCCACAGUUUUACCUCUGGAAUUGCAGAAUUCUAUCAAUAUACUGAUCAAUGACUCGGACAAAACAAUGCUCCAUACCGACGCGAGACGUUUAUUCGUCAAUCCCGAAGGAUCCGAGGAGCAAUGGAAUACCAACUACGACACUCGGUAUCGUACUCGCCAGCAGGCGUCAAGGCAUUACGAACGGGACGGCACUGCGUUUGCAACAAUUGCUCUACCGGCCCACUAUUCGGCCAUAAUGUGUGUCCUCGAACACUUGAAGCACCGCAUGGAUUCGAGUUGGAAGGUGCGAAGGGUGAUUGAUUGGGGAGCAGGUACCGGAAGUGGUCUUUGGGCGGCUUUGCAUACGUUUCAGCAGAAUCACGACUCAGAGAUGGAAGACCUCAAAUCAUCAAAUUCAACCAUUCAAUCUUACCUCGGUAUUGAUAAACGGGACGGACUUGUCAACAUCGGCAAGCGACUUUUCCGUGGAGUUGAUCUCGAUAAUACCAAUGUUUCGUGGCAGCGGUCGUUCCGGGACGAUGAUAAGAUUCCUCGAUCUCUCGGACACGAUACCCUUGCCUUGUCUGCCUUCAAUCUCUCUUCUCUGCCAACACAUUUGGCACGCAAAGCGCAGGUGAAGGAAAUGUGGGAGAGUGGGGCCAACACUUUGGUUCUGAUCGACCAUAAUAACCAGACCGGCUUCGAAAAUAUUGCCGAAGCUAGGGAAACUCUUCUAAGUAUGGGGAGGAAGGAAAUGCAGGAUCCAGCGACAUCGGAGUGGCCAAUCCGUGGCUCACACGUUGUAGCGCCCUGUCCUCAUGAUGGUGAAUGUCCACUAUACCAUCAUGGGUCUUCACGGAUUGUCUGCGGCUUCUCUCAGCGCCUGCAGACACCAUCCUUUGUUCGGCGCACGAAACACUCCAAGUCCGGGCAAGAAGACAUCGGCUACUCUUAUGUUGUCGUGCGUCGUGGUGCAAGGCCUAUUGGUACAACAAAUACUCGUACAGGUAGGAUUGGUGCAGUAGGACUGCGACAAUUAGAAAAAGAAGCCGAAGCUCGUGUACCCUUCAAGGAGCUGGCGCUUCACAGUGAACAUGACCCUGUAAUCAAGGAAGAGUCCCAAAAACAACAUUUGGCCACUGGAAUUCCUUCUGAGCCUUUAGACUUUCAGCCACUAAAAGAACUUGAUGCCGCCUUUCGUCAGGAAUCUUAUUAUUGGCCUCGGCUUGUAUUUCCCCCACUGAAAAGGAGCGGCCACAUCAUUUUAGAUAGUUGUACUGCUGAAGGUAAAAUUAUGCGCUUGACGGUACCAAGAUCCCAGGGAAAGCAACCUUAUUACGAUGCACGGAAGUCUGCUUGGGGGGAUAUAUUCCCCCACGAACCGAAAAAUAAACCACAGGAGCGUUUCCAACCCCGAAGUGAAAAGCGUGAAAGAGAUGGCAUCCCCACCAAAGGAUGGGACAUCGGCAAACGUCGCGAUCAUGCCCGUGAGAAGCAUAAGUUCAGUUAUGAAGUGCUCACGGAGAGUUUGAAAGAGAAGGGAAAGAGGUCGAGGCGUGAUCGAGUGCCUCCUUUAGGACGUCGCGGAUAA
Molecule: messenger RNA, 1902 nt
Organism: Marasmius oreades (fairy-ring Marasmius)
Lineage: Eukaryota; Fungi; Basidiomycota; Agaricomycetes; Agaricales; Marasmiaceae
Exons: 7
Coding region: 1-1902 (633 amino acids)
Biological process (GO): translation
Cellular component (GO): mitochondrial small ribosomal subunit
Molecular function (GO): methyltransferase activity; structural constituent of ribosome
Source: RefSeq, a predicted model, not a curated record